Sodiomyces alkalinus F11 is the source of this 941-nucleotide messenger RNA. RefSeq lists its product as hypothetical. Lineage: Eukaryota; Fungi; Ascomycota; Sordariomycetes; Glomerellales; Plectosphaerellaceae. The transcript has 2 exons. The record is from RefSeq and is a predicted model, not a curated record. Bases 237 to 809 code for a protein of 190 amino acids.
AGUUCUGUUCCCGUCAUUAUUCUACAGUUGACUCUUCUCUUGGUAUUUAAAUAAGGGCUUGGCUUGUGUGUACGCUUCAACACAUACCAUCCCACCCAAGGCACUGUGCACUGCCAGGAUUACAACUUGCCCUCUUUUCGCGUCCGCCCCAUCUCUGGACCUCGGGACCUUAGAACCUCUCGGACUACGCGUGGAUCAGCAGUUACCGUACUAUCCUAUAGGCAUCAGUCUAGGCGAUGCCAUUGGGGGGUCCUCCCACACCAGCGACGACGUUUGUCCUGCCGUAUGUCCCAGGCAAGACGAAAGCCCAUCUGGACCCCGUCUAUAGCGAGCAGAGAUCCCAGGCCGAGAGUCACGGAGAGAGCCAGACCAAAGAAAAAGAGGGAGUUACUAAAGGGGACGACAUACAGCUGAAGACCAAGAUCAUGUGCGGGGGGCUGGAUUGCAGGCCUUUGCAAGCCAACAGCAUCUGGUUAUACCUCGACCACGUCCAGGGCAGCCCAGCCUUGCAACGCCAUGCCAUGAAGGUCUGGUUUAAGGGACACGUCCUAGCAACUGUCAGGAGACACCGAGGUCAUUACGCAGCCCAGACGUACAGAAGGACCCUUUACAUGGAGCCCCUGCCUGGACGUGUUCACAACCUUGCAUGGCGGAUUAGCAUAUCCCGACAUCUUGCCGACCUGCUCGUGAUGUGGGGGAAAAGGAUUAAUUCGGGCUGUUUCAAAGGGGCGAGGCUCAGCAAACAGUUUCCCCCUGAUGAGCCUUGGGGAGCAUUCGGAGAUGGGGCCGAACAGACGACGGAGCUCUGAAAUAGGGAGGACUAAGAAGGACAUGAAGUCAAAGGGUAUAAAGAAGGUCAAUCUCCCCGCAAGGCCUGUACUUCAUAGCGGGUUCGACAUUUGUAUCGUCAGCGCAGCCGUCUGCUUCCCUCUGUCUUUGGC